Molecule: messenger RNA, 1082 nt
Organism: Nomia melanderi (Alkali bee)
Lineage: Eukaryota; Metazoa; Arthropoda; Insecta; Hymenoptera; Halictidae
Product: trypsin delta-like
Biological process (GO): proteolysis
Molecular function (GO): serine-type endopeptidase activity
Source: RefSeq, a predicted model, not a curated record
AAGUUUCUCGUAUAAAAGCCAGCAGACGUAAGCAUUCCCUGCAGUAUAUACUAACUUAGUAAAGACCCUACAUAACUGCAGUAUAUACUAACUUAGUAAAGACAGUAGAAAUCAUCCAACAUGUUGCGAGUUGUCUUCCUCGCUCUUUUUGUUGUCGCAGCCUUCGGCUCCGUGCUAAAGGUUCUCCCUCCGAUGCCAGACUCCCGAAUCGUCGGAGGAAGCCCAGUUGACAUACAACAACAUCCGCAUCAACUCAGCUUGCAAACUAGCGGACACAUUUGCGGUGCCUCGAUCAUCAGCAGUAGUUGGGCCAUCACGGCUGCUCAUUGCGUGGGAUCAGCUCCCAGUCGAUACAGCUUGAAAGCUGGUAACAAUGACAAGGACAAAGGUACACGCUACAGUGUGAAGCAAAUCAUUAGACAUCCCCAAUACAACUCGCAGACUAUCGACUAUGACGUUGCUCUUAUACAGAUCGAUGGACAAUUCAAAUUCGGCCCGACCGUAAAAGCCAUAAACCUGGCUAACUCGGAACCGGCAAGCAACAAAGUGGUAGACGUCACUGGCUGGGGAGCACUCAGGGAGGGCGGAUCGACCUCGUCGCAGCUUAUGAAGGUGUCGGUCCCCAUCGUGGCCAGAAAUAAGUGUCAGGAAUUCUACGGCCGCAUGAACACAAUAUCCGCCCGAAUGAUAUGCGCUGGAUACACAGAAGGUGGCAAGGACUCCUGCCAAGGAGAUUCUGGUGGCCCGCUGACGUCGGCUGGCACCCUUUACGGUAUCGUUUCUUGGGGCUACGGAUGUGCUCAUCCUAAAUAUCCUGGUGUUUACACGAAUGUUGCCAGCCUCCGUUCCUGGAUCAAACAAAACAGCGGUGUUUAAACAAGGGAAGAGAAAUUACGACCGUUCACUACAAAUAACAUUGGAUUUCCUCAAAUUUCAAUUAUAUCAUUUUAAGUUAGGCUAAUGUAGUAGAUGCAUAUGCACAAAUUGUUGUAUACUGUAAGACUUAACUUACAGUUAAUACACAUUAAUAAUUGUGUGUAGAAUUUGAGUAAAAAUGAAAUAAAUAAACUGGUCUAAUGAAA